This is a messenger RNA of Hypanus sabinus (Atlantic stingray), 8238 nucleotides long. RefSeq names its product zinc finger protein 239-like. The transcript has 3 exons. Lineage: Eukaryota; Metazoa; Chordata; Chondrichthyes; Myliobatiformes; Dasyatidae. Gene Ontology annotation, molecular function: DNA-binding transcription factor activity; RNA polymerase II cis-regulatory region sequence-specific DNA binding. The record is from RefSeq and is a predicted model, not a curated record. Bases 1 to 1152 code for a protein of 383 amino acids. Gene Ontology annotation, biological process: regulation of transcription by RNA polymerase II.
AUGGAUGUUGUGCUGAAGUUGUGUAAGACUUUGGUACAUUUGAGAGUUCACACUGGAGAAAAGCCGUUCACCUGCUCAGACUGUGGGAAGGGAUUCACUCAGGCAUCUCACCUAUUGACACACCAGUCAGUUCACACUGGGGAGAGGCCAUUCACCUGCUCAGUUUGUGGGAAGACAUUCACUCAGUCAUCCAACCUACAGAGUCACCAACGAGUUCACACUGGGGAGAAGCCGUUCACCUGCUCAUACUGUGGGAAGGGAUUCACUCAAUCAUCUCACCUGAAGCUACAUCAGAGAGUUCACACCGGGGAGAGGCCAUUCACCUGCUCAGAAUGUGGGAAAGGAUUCACUCAGUCAUCCAAACUACUGGCACAUCAGUCAGUUCACACUGGGGAGUGGCCAUUCACCUGCUCUUACUGUGGAAAGGGAUUCACUCGAUCCUCCGAACUGCUGGUACACCAGUCAGUUCACACUGGGGAGAGGCCGUUCACCUGCUCAGACUGUGGGAAGGGAUUCACUCAGGCAUCUAACCUAUUGAGACACCAAUCAGUUCACACUGGAGAGAGGCUGUUUAAAUGCUCAGACUGUGGGAAGGGAUUCGCUCAGUCAUCUCAACUGAAGAUACACCAGCGAGUUCACACUGGGGAGAGGCCGUUCACCUGCUCAGACUGUGGGAAGACAUUUACUCAAUCAUCCCACCUACAGAGUCACCAACGAGUUCACACUGGGGAGAGGCCAUUCACCUGCUCAGAUUGUGGAAAGGGAUUCACUCGAUCAUCCACCCUAUUGACACACCAGUCAGUUCACAGUGAGGAGAGGCCGUUCAGUUGCUUAGAAUGUGGGAAGGCAUUCACACGAUCAUCUCAUCUACUGAAACACCAGCGAGUUCACACUGGGGAGAGGCCAUACACCUGCUCAGUCUGUGGGAAGAGAUUCACUCAGUCAUCCAACCUACAGAGUCACCAGCGAGAUCACACUGGGGAGAGGCCAUUCACCUGCUCAGAUUGUGGAAAGGGAUUCACUCGAUCAUCCACCCUAUUGGCGCACCAGUCAAUUCACACUGGGGAAAGGACAUUCAGCUGCUCAGAAUGUGGGAAGGCAUUCACACGAUCAUCUCAUCUACUGAAACACCAGCGAGUUCACACUGGUUAGAGGCUGAUCACCUGCUCAGACAUUGGCAAGAGGUUACAUAGAAUAGUACAGCACAUUACAGGCCCUUCGGCCCACAAUGUUGUGCCUACCAUCAAACCCUGCCUCCCAUAUAAACCCCCCCCCCCACCUUAAAUUCCUCCAUAUACCUGUCUAGUAGUCUCUUAAACUUCACUAGUGUAUCUGCCUCCACCACAGACUCAGGCAGUGCAUUUCACGCACCAACCACUCUCUGAGUGAAAAACCUUCCUCUAAUAUCCCCCUUGAACUUCCCUCCCCUUAACUUAAAGCCAUGUCCUCUUGUUCUUCCUGGGGAAGAAGCGCUGGCUGUCCACUCUGUCUAUUCCUCUUAAUAUCUUGUACACCUCUAUCAUGUCUCCUCUCAUCCUCCUUCUCUCCAAAGAGUAAAGCCCUAGCUCCCUUAAUCUCUGAUCAUAAUCCAUACUCUCUAAACCAGGCAGCAUCCUGGUAAAUCUCCUCUGUACCCUUUCCAAUGCUUCCACAUCCUUCCUAUACUGAGGCGACCAGAAAUGGACACAGUACUCCAAGUGUGGCCUAACUAGAGUUUUAUAGAGCUGCAUCAUUACAUCGCAUCUCUUAAACUCUAUCCCUCAACUUAUGAAAGCUAACACCCCAUAAGCUUUCUUAACUACCCUAUCUACCUGUGAGGCAACUUUCAGGGAUCUGUGGACAUGUACCCCCAGAUCCCUCUGCUCCUCCACACUACCAAGUAUCCUGCCAUUUACUUUGUACUCUGCCUUGGACUUUGUCUUUCCAAAGUGUACCACCUCACACUUCUCUGGGUUGAACUCCAUCUGCUACUUCUCAGCCCACUUCUGCAUCCUAUCAAUGUCUCUCUGCAACCUUCAACAAUCCUCUACACUAUCUGCAACACCACCAACCUUUGUGUCGUCUGCAAACUUGCCAACCCACCCUUCUACCCCACAUCCAGGUCAUUAAUAAAAAUCACAAGAAGUAGAGGCCCCAGAACAGAUCCUUGUGGGACACCACUAGUCGCAACCCUCCAAUCUGAAUGUACUCCCUCCACCAUGACCCUCUGCCUUCUGCAGGCAAGCCAAUUCUGAAUCCACCUGGCCAAACUUCCCUGGAUCCCAUGCCUUCUGACUUUCUGAUAAGCCUACCAUGUGGAACCUUGUCAAAUGCCUAACUAAAAUCUAUGUAGAUCACAUCCACUGCACUACCCUCAUCUAUAUGCCUGGUCACCUCCUCAAAGAACUCUAUCAGGUUUGUUAGACACAAUCUGCCUUUCACAAAGUCAUGCUGACUGUCCCUGAUCAGACCAUGAUUCUCUAAAUGCCCAUAGAUCCUAUCUCUAAGAAUCUUUCCCAACAGCUUUCCCACCACAGACGUAAGGCUCACUGGUCUAUAAUUACCUGGACUAUCCUUACUACCUUUUUUGAACAAGGGGACAACAUUCGCCUCCCUCCAAUCCUCCGGUACCAUUCCUGUGGACAACAAGGACAUAAAGAUCCUAGCCAGAGGUUCAGCAAUCUCUUCCCUAGCCUCAUGGAGCAGCCUGGGGAAUAUUCCGUCAGGCCCCGGGGACUUAUCCGUCCUAAUGUAUUUUAACAACUCCAAUACCUCCUCUCCCUUAAUAUCAACAUGCUCCAGAACAUCAGCCUCACUCAUAUUGUCCUCACCGUCAUCAGGUUCCUUCUCAGUGGUGAAUACCGAAGAGAAGUAUUCAUUGAGGACCUCGCUAACUUCCACAGCCUCCAGGCACAUCUUCCCACUUUUAUCUCUAAUUGGUCCUACCUUCACUCCUGUCAUCCUUUUGUUCUUCACAUAAUUAAAGAAUGCCUUGGGGUUUUCCUUUACCCUACUCGCCAAGGCCUUCUCAUGCCCCCGUCUUGCUCUUCUCAGCCCCUUCUUAAGCUCCUUUCUUGCUACCUUAUAUUCCUCAAUAGACCCAUCUGAUCCUUGCUUCCUAAACCUCAUGUAUGCUGCCUUCUUCCUCCUGACUAGAUUUUCCACUUGUCACCCAUGGUUCCUUCAUCCUACCAUUCUUUAUCUUCCUCUGCGGGAAAAAUUUAUCCCUAACAUCCUGCAAGAGAUCCUUAAACAUUGACCACAUGUCCAUAGUACAUUUCCCUACAAAAACAUCAUCCCAAUUCACACCCGCAAGUUCUAGCCUUAUAGCUUCAUAAUUUGCCCUUCCCCAAUUACAAAUUUUCAUGUCCACUCUGAUUCUAUCCUUUUCCAUGAUAAUGCUAAAGGUCAGGGAGUGGUGAUCACUGUCCCCCAGAUGCUCACCCACUGACAGAUCUGUGACCAGACCCAGUUCAUUACCUAAUACAAGAUCCAGUAUGGCAUUCCCCCUAGUCAGCCUGUCUACAUACUGUGACAGGAAUCCAUCCUGGACACACUUAACAAACUCUGCCCCAUUUAUAACCCUUGGAACUUAUCAAGUGCCAAUCAAUGUUAGGGAAGUUAAAGUCAACCAUGAUAACAACCCUGUUAUUUUUGCAUCUUUCUCUCAGAUGGUUCUCUCAGCCAUCUCCACCAAAUGUGCAUCAUUGAGUUCACACUGGGGAGAUGCUGUUCACCUGUUGUGAAUGUGGGAAGUGAUUCUAACCUUGUGACACACUACUGGGUUCGCACUGGGGAGAAAGUUUCAAUAAGCUGCAUGCUGGAUAUUUGUCUAUCACCAUUGCUGAAUGCAAUUUUGAGUGUGACUGUUGGUGCUGAACUCUACAAUUAUUGCUGCUGCUCAUCACACCCAGUUCUGCAGCCUGGUCACUGGGCAGGGGAGGAGUCUCUUCUGCUGCAUAUUCACCUUUAAUGGGACUGAAGUUUAAUAUUCUGGAUCAGAGACAAAUAAAUCAGUUGUAUUGUAGUUGUAAUAAACCCAGUGUACCCUAGAGUAAGCUGAGGUUGGCUGGACCCUGCCAGUGAUUCUGUUCCAUGACAGUCCAUUUAAAUCCUCCCCUGUUGUUCCCGUCUCGCUGUCCCUGUGGUGAUGGGUUCCAAACAGUCACCACUGUGGGUGAAGAGGUUUCCCUUGAGUUUUCUGCAGAUUGAAGAAGACAAGCUGACUGCAGUUCUGUCUGACAUGUUCUUCGCCCCUCAAAUCUCUCGGCUGAGGAAGAACGACAUUGGUAGUUAACCUCCUUAUUGCCUGCUCAUUUCCACAUUAUGGGUCAUUUUUCCUGCUUCUAAAGGGUUGUUGAAAACACCACUGUCUUCUAAAGACUGAAAGCAGAAUGGGAAACCAUUAGUUUGAUGUUCAUCGGAGCAAGGUCAAAAAGGCAGGUCUGCACAGGGCAGAGUUUGGGGCUCUGGACAAUGGUCGGGGUAAGAACGUAUGAUGAGGAGAAGGGAAUCAGCAAUGGGGCAUGGCAACGAAUAACAGAGUAGCAACAUUUGGAAGCUGAUUGACAGAGAAAAUAAUUCGGUUGUCAGACUGAUGACACAAACAAUGCCUGUGGUGAGGUGCUCCAUUGGUCAAGGAAUGUGUGUGUUGGGAUGGUUAUAUCUAUUGAGAGAGCUGUUUCUGCUUGUUUAUCCUGUAAUAUUUUAUCCAGAUGGUUAUUAUGGAUUGUCCUAUCUGAAAUAAUGUAUUUAUUAUGAUGUGAUUUGUAAGAUUUUGACUCUAAAAGUGGAUCAGGCUUGAGUUUAUGGUGUCUUUAUGAAGUGAUGGAGGGCAUUCAUGAGUUUGUAUUUUAAAGCAAGAUUUUGGUGAAUGAUAUUUGUCACAUGAUCAUACCUGCAUAAUUGAUCGGAUUGAGUUAAACUGCUGCAGGAUCCCGGAAUGUGUUGGAUUGUGUCUGGUUUAUCUUGGCAUUUUCUGCAUUUAUUGCCUGAUUUGUUUGUCUUUUAUGUCAUUUUGAUUUUUUAAAAUGUCAACCACCUUGUCCUGUAUUUCCACAAGGAACCCCUGUUGAUGGGAAGAGGUCUCCAACUUUGAGUCAAGCACUCAAUGCUUCCUUCUCACCAUCUCGUUUUGCUCCGAUCAUUGGGAUGUCUCCCAUGGAAGGUCAUACUCAUUCCACAGACAGCUGGGUGUCGAGAGUUCUGAUGAAGGGUCUGGGCCCAAAACGUUGAUUCUCAUCCAUAGAUGCUGCCUGACGUGCUGAGCUCCUCCAGCACAUUGUGUGAGUUGCUUCAGACUUCCAGCAUCUGCAGUAUCUCAUGUCCCAGAUACUUAUAUGUUUAUUGGAAGGACACGCAGGUAGGGAGAGAGGGUGGUGUGGCUCUGUUGGUAAAAAAUAAAAUCAAAGUUGACAUACGAUUGGCAGGCAUUGCCGUAAGCAGCCAUUGUGGGUAGCACUAAGGAACAGCAAUGGUGAAAAGACCCAGAUGGGAGUUUUCUGGAGAUUUCCAAACAGUAGUAUGUAUACUAUGCACAAAUUACAACGGGAGAAAGAAAAUGCAUGCAUACAAUAGUCAUGAGAGAUAGUCAUGCAGAUACAUUGGGAAAAUCAGGUAGGUGCAGGAUCACAAGAGGGGGAUUUCCACAAGAUGGCUUUUUAGAGUAGCUGCUGGUUGAGCCCAGCUGGGGAUCAGCUAUUCUCGAUUGGGUGUUGUGCAGUGAACAGGAAGUAAUUAGAGCACUUAAAGAACCCAGAGGGGGAAGCGAUCUUAAAAUAUUGGAAUUCAUCCUGAAAUGUGAAAAGGAGAAGCUGAAGUGAGAUGUAUCAGUAUAACCGUAGAAUAAAGAGAAUUACAGAGAGAAGAAUUGGCCAAAAAUAUUUAGAAAAGAACACUAGAUGGAAUUUCUGGAUGCAAUUCAGAAGGCACACAAUAAACCAUAUGUACCAAAGAGGAAUAAGUAUUCUAAAGACAGGAUGAUACAAGUAUAGCUAAUGAGAAGGCAAAGCCAACAUAAAAGCCAAAGAGAGGGCAUAUAACAGAUCAAGCAAUGGUGGGAAGUUCGGGGAUUAGGAAGCUUUUAACAAGCAACAAAAGGAAACUAAGAAUGUAAUUAAGAAGGGAAAUAUGGAAUGUGAAGUUAAGCUAGCCAGUAACAUUAAAGAGGAUACCAAAUGUUUCUUCCGAUACAUAUGGUGUAGUGGAGUGGCAAGAGUGGAUAUCGGACCAUAGAAAUCCGAUGCUGGAGGGGUAGUAAUGGGGGACAAGGAGCUGGCGGAUGAACUGAAUAAGUAUUCUGCAUCAGUCUUCAGUAUAGAAAACACUAGCAGUGGAAGUUCAGAUGUCAGUGGUCAGAAUGUGUAAAGUUACAUUACUCGGGAGAAGGUUCUUGGGAAACAGAAAAGUCUGAAGGUAGAUACGUCACCUGGACCAGAUGGUGUACACACCAGAGAUCUGAAAGAGGUGGCUGAGGAGACUGGAGAGGGAUUAGUACUGAUGCUUCAAGAAUCAAUGGAUUCUGGUAUGGUUCUGGAAGUCUGGAAAUUUGAAAAUAUCACUCUACUCUUCAAGAAGGGAAAGAGGUGGAAGAACUGAAAUUUUAGGCCAUUUUGUCUGACUCCACUGAUUGGGAAGAUUCUUGAAUAUAUUGGAAAGUUGUUGGGGAUGUGUUUUCAGGGUAUUUCGAGGCACAUGAUAAAACCAGCCAUUCUCAGCAUGUUGCCUUCAAGGGAAAAUCUUGUCUGACAAGUAUGUUGAAAUUCUUUGAAUUCAUUGAGGAAGUAACAAGUAAGAUAGACAGAGGAGAAUUGGCUGAUGAUGCGCUUUCAGAACUGGAUUUUCGGAAGGUCCUUGACAAGGUGCCUCCCAUUGGUCUGCUUAACAAGUUAUGACAAGAAAUUACAGGAAAGAUUCUUGAAUGGAUUGUGCAGUGGCUGAUUGGCACGAGGCAAAGAAUAGUAAUAAGGGGAACCUUUUCUGGUUUGCUGCCAGUGACUUGUGUUCCACAGGGAUCUGUGUUGGGACUGAUUCUUUUUAUGUUAUAUGGUAAUGAGUUAGAUGGCAGAAUUGAUGGCUGUGUUGCAACGUUUGCCGAUGAUACCAAGAUAGCUGGAGGGACAGGUAGUUUUGAGGAAGUAGAGAGGCUACAAAAGGACUUCGACAGAUGAGGAAUGUGCAAAGAAAUAGUAGAUGGAAUACAGUGUAGGGAACUAUAGUCAUGUACUUUGGAGAAAGAAAUAAAAGUGGCAGAUGAAAUACAGUGUAGCGACUGCAGGUCUGCAGUCAGGUACUCGGGUUCCCUUAGCAUAAUGUUGCACGGACAUUAUUAGCAAAACACUCUGAUACAAUAUGGGUUUCAUUUUGUUGCAGACAAAAAUGCCAUUUUGGACCUACAAGUACAUUUCCAUGGUGACAGAGAAAUGCUCAAACACCCUUCACCAUCUCUGAGAACCUUCUGAACCCUGAGAACCCUUCUGAACCCUACAUCACUCCCCAUUUCUGUAAACCCCUCCGAACCCUACAGCACUCGCCAGCUCUGCAAAACCCUCCAUCAUCCACACUGGUGGAUUCAGCUGACCCGAGAAAGACACUGCCCGUGGCAGAUUGCAGGGCUCAUAAAACACCCUCAUGCUUUUUGUUUAUAAAUCUACUGAUUUGCAUGGAUAUCUUGACUAAACCUCCUCCCACCUUGUCUCCUGUAAAAGAAAACUAUUUCUUUUUCUCAGUUCCUUCGUUUCUGCCACAUUUGUUGACAGGAUGAGGUUUUCCUUUCCAAAUCGUCAGAGUUGUCAUCCUCCUUCAAAGAAUGCAGUUUCCCUUCCACCACCAUUGAUGCUGAUCUCACACCCAAUUGUUUUAUUUCCUGAAAAUCCGCCUUCACUCUGUAUUCCAGUCACCUCCACAGAUCUCCAAACAUCAAACAUAUGUUGUUCUACCAGCCGCCCCAACCCUCUGUUUUCCAUCCGGAUUUCCUUGUCCACUCAUCUCUCCCCUCUAAUCUAUUUCCUGAAACGUAUCCUUGCAAAGCGAGGGAAGUGUACACAUUCUUAUUUACCUUCUCCCUCGGCACCAUUCAGGAUCACAAGCAGUCUGUCCAGGUGAGGCAACACUUCACCUGCGGUUCUGUUGGUUCAUCUACUGUAUCCAGCGCUCCCAAUGCGGCCUUCUGUAUCUCAGUGAGACGUGAUGUCGAGUGGAAAACCUCCUUAUUGAGUACAUUUGUUCCAUCCGUAAUAAAGCGUAUUUCCUGGUGGCCAA